AUGUUUCAAGAUAAUGAUGUCAAAUCUUCCUUCGGAAAUAUGGGUUUGCAACUUGGCUCUCUCGACCCUUCGAACUCAUUCUGGUAUUCAAAUCAAUAUUAUUCAUACUCCCGAACAAGCGAUCAAGAUGCUCGGAAUCCGCUGCUGGUCACUGGUGUUUCGACCUCGUCGGUUCCGCAUAUGAGCAUGCCUGUAUCCGACCAAGACUGCUGCUACUCUCAACAUCACUACAGCGAACCCUCUGAAAAUGGCAGCCAAUAUGUGGACAACUACCACUCUGCCGAUUCGGGUUAUAGAGGAGCUAGCUGUGCGACGCAGUCGGUCAUCACUUCUAGCUAUGGUGCCGAGUCAAGCCCAUAUAAGGAUGCGUCGGAGGCCACUUUCGAUCCUCACUUCGGCUCCGGGUCCUCGUAUACGUCCGAGUUUGUCGGGUCGCCGUCUAUGUUUGAUACAUCUGUGCGGUCUGAUCACGCUACUUGCUCGUGGGUUGGCAACUGUCCUUCGGAUAAGAGGAAACACGAGGCCCGUCACCGCAAGCUUUUUGUAUGCGACGAGCCGAAUUGCCCGCGCAACGAUGGGUUCGGAACUAUCAAUGACCUCGCUCGUCAUAAGAAGUGUGUCCACAACAAGGAAUCGGAGAGCGGUCCCAAGAUGAUGUACAUGUGUUUCGGUACAAACUGCCCGCGUCCAGAAAAGCGAUGGCCACGCUUGGAUAACUUCAGGAAACAUUUGAACCGAAUGCAUCACGACGAAGAUGAAGGCUCACUACUAAAUAUGUCUAUGGACUGGUAUGAGAAGGUCAUCGGUCGAUCCGGAAAGAAAUUCGACGACCACACCUCGUACGAUGAGUCGGUAUUUGAAAUACCGGAAGACAUGGCCACUGUUCACCCAACCAUCGAGCUCGAGCCAGAGAAUCCCAUGUUCCAACAAAGAACCGAUAUCUUCACAUUUGGCAAUGUCACACCCACACCCACACCCACACCUCAAUACAGCACCUCAGCGCCAGGCUCCGAUGCAUCUCAAUUCCCGGCUUUUGGCUCAUUGGGUCUAACAGAGCAGGAUGCCUCCACGGACCGUAGCGCAAAGCCAGAAGGGUCCAUCACAGAUGCAGCCGAUAACCUGAUCGAUACCAUAACGAAAAUGAUGCACAAACGCGGGCGAAAAUCUACUCAGAAUUUGGAUGAGGGCAUUGAUCUCGAGUCAGAUGCUAACCUCUCCCAACCCGAACGCCAAAUGCUACAAAAGGUCCUCUCGGUCGCUCUAGAGCGCCUGUCCGACGAUGAUAAAUCUACCCACAUCCCAAGGGAAAAGCAAGGCUGA
Penicillium soppii is the source of this 1320-nucleotide messenger RNA. Its product is annotated as Zinc finger C2H2. The record is from RefSeq and is a predicted model, not a curated record. NCBI's taxonomy places the organism in Eukaryota, Fungi, Ascomycota, Eurotiomycetes, Eurotiales, Aspergillaceae. The coding region runs from base 1 to 1320 and encodes 439 amino acids. The transcript is spliced from 3 exons.